Spirodela intermedia is the source of this 832-nucleotide messenger RNA. NCBI's taxonomy places the organism in Eukaryota, Viridiplantae, Streptophyta, Magnoliopsida, Alismatales, Araceae. The record is from the annotation of a GenBank genome assembly.
AUGAAAGUAAGGUCAUCUGUGAAGAAGCUCUGCCAGUUCUGCCAGACGGUCAAACGGCGUGGAAGGGUGUACAUUCUGUGCACUGCCAAUCCGAAGCACAAGCAGCGGCAAGGCGUGUCGACAUUUGCCUAUGAGGGCCCACUGCCGCCUGUGUAUGCAUUUGUUUUCUAUUUGCUUUUUUUAUUUAUCAUUUUCCUGUUGGCGCUGUUCAUGCUUGUUUACCCACAAGACUCUGAUUUUAUAAUGUUAUCUGUUGAAAUUAUUCUUUAUGCCAUGAUUAUUCUUAUUUGCCGAAAGGUUUCCACCACUUGUGACAUAUAUUAUUGGAUCGUGCAAGCUUUUGUCUGCUGUGGCCACUCCAAAUUUGGCACCCAUCUUCUACUACUUGCUUGUUCUUAUCAAUCAGUCACUGUUAGUUAUCGAAUGUUGCUGAAACCAUUGCCGAUCAUCGUGCAACCACGCAACUCGGACCACUUUGAUAAAUCUGAUGAAGAAUCCUCACCGGGGAGAGCGCCCCGAGCUUUGCCAUCUCCAUCCGUUCUCUCGUGUAGUGUUCAUUUCCUGGAAACCGUUUCCUUGGCUGAAACAUGAGACAAGUUUUGGGCUGUGCCUUUGUCCUCCGCCGAUUCUCUGAUCUGUGUAUCCUCACCCUGUUUCUCUUUCCUGCUACUCCGAGUGGUUAGUGAUGAUGAUGAUGUUGACGACAAUGGUCAGCUAGUCUGAUGAUGCUUUAUGUUGCAGCUUGGCAGGUGCGGACGCCAAGGUCGAUCCAGUGACCACGAGCAAGUGGGGAGUUGGUCUGGCAUCCCUUCUGAACACCAAAAAGGACUAG